Poeciliopsis prolifica (blackstripe livebearer) is the source of this 1911-nucleotide messenger RNA. RefSeq names its product forkhead box L3 (gene foxl3). The transcript has 3 exons. Gene Ontology annotation, molecular function: RNA polymerase II cis-regulatory region sequence-specific DNA binding; DNA-binding transcription factor activity, RNA polymerase II-specific. The record is from RefSeq and is a predicted model, not a curated record. Gene Ontology annotation, biological process: cell differentiation; anatomical structure morphogenesis; regulation of transcription by RNA polymerase II. NCBI's taxonomy places the organism in Eukaryota, Metazoa, Chordata, Actinopteri, Cyprinodontiformes, Poeciliidae. Bases 60 to 782 code for a protein of 240 amino acids.
ACUGCUGCUGGGCUUCAGACGGUCAGUUCGGUUCGGUUCGGUUCGGUUCUACUGCUGACAUGUUCGAUCACUCCGACUACCCGUUCAACUGUUUCAACUAUGACGGGGACGGAUACCCGACCUCUGGGACGGACGAAGACAAGAAGAUAUGCAGACCCGCUUACAGCUACAUCGCUCUGAUCGCCAUGGCGAUCCAGCAGAACCCGGACCAGCGGGUCACUCUGUCCGGCAUCUACGACUUCAUCAUGAGGCGGUUCCCCUACUACCGGUCCAACCAGCGGGCCUGGCAGAACUCCAUCCGGCACAACCUGUCGCUCAACAGCUGCUUCGUCAAGGUUCCGCGGACGGAGGGCAACGAGAAGGGGAAGGGGAACUUCUGGACCUUCGCCGCCGGAUGCGAGUCGAUGCUCGACCUCUUCGAGAACGGAAACUUCCGGCGCCGCCGCCGCCGCCGGAGCUCCAGGAUCGGCCUGGGCCCCGCGGAGGGCUCGGGGGGCCCCGCGGAGGGCCGCCGGGACCCGUCGGCACGGCGGCCGCAGCUCGACUCCGCCCUCCGCCCUCUGCCCCCUGACCGGUCCGGCCCGCUCCAGAACCGCCUGGCGCCGACCUCCAGCCGCCAGAAAUCCGAGCCGGAGAUCAAGUUCAGCAUCGAUUACAUCCUGUCCGCUCCGGACCCGCCGCCGGCCGCGUUCAGGACCGGCGCCGGCCCGGUUCGCCUGGAGCCGACCGGGCCACCGGUUCUGGAGCCUCCGCACCUCAAUCUGCACUUCUGGACUCUCUGAGGCCACAGGAGGCGAGACUUGGACUAGGACAGAGAGGUUCUACUGGACCAGCGCCGGGACCGGUCCAGAACAUCAGAACUCAGAGUCCCUGUGCUGUUUGUGACGUCACUUGAAUAUUUCACGUGUUUCAUUCAUUUUAGAUAAACUGUGGAGUUGGGCCGAACCCGGCAGAACCGAUCAGAACCUCGGAGUUUAAAUCAGAAACAAAAAAAUGAAAAUUCAGUUUUUAUUUUCUGUAAUUUACCUGCUGAUCCCAAAACGUGGCAUUUCAUCAGAAAGUUUCUUAAUGAGAUGAAUUUAAAGUGAUUAAAUCCCAAUAAUCCAAAUAUUCAUAAAUGCUGCAGAAACAAAUAAGAAAAAACUGUUCAAAUCUCCUUUCAUUACAACUGAAUCAUUUUCUCUUUUGCUUCCAUCAAAGUUGUGAAUGUUCUGGUUCGGCCCGGUUCUGCGGGCUUCUCUACCAGCGGGAGGUUCGGGUUGUUCUGGUUCUGCUCUGAUGAUCCAAAUCCUCUUUAAUAUUCAAGAAUGAAAACAGAAAUGAUGGAAAUUGGAGGGAAAUGGAUCCGAGUCUCAAAGACAUGAACCCAGAGGUCCAGAUCUCCCAUGAUGCUUUGCAGAACCAGACGGUUCCGUCGACCUUUGAGGCGCCUGAGUGACACCUGGACGUGACGUCAGCAGGAGGAGAUCAAUCAUGGCGGCGGGACCUUUAGAUGGAGGCAGACUGGCAGCUCAUAAGGCGAACAGCGACUGACCCCAUUUAAAUGGCGGCUCCUCCCCGGCCGCAGGUACCGGAACACCUUCCGUCUGCUGACGGUUCUGCCCGCCAGCUACCCGCCCGGCACCGAGCCGUCACGGAUCAGCGGCUUUCCAUUAACACAGUUGUUGCUGCCGUGGAUAUAUUUGGAUAAAUUAAGUCGCGUAAAGCGCUGGGAGGCCGCGCAGAGUCCAGGCUGAAAAGUCAGUGAUCGCAGCGGCGGCGGCUUCCUGGCGGAAACGCUUAAUUACUUCCUGAGUUUUGGCUUCAGCUCAUUAUGAGCCGCUGACGGCGGCGGCUCUGCUGACGGGAGGAAAUUGGGAAACUACUGAUGUGCGACGUUAAUAACAAUAAAUAAUAAACACAAAGAGGUCA